Molecule: messenger RNA, 3515 nt
Organism: Uloborus diversus
Lineage: Eukaryota; Metazoa; Arthropoda; Arachnida; Araneae; Uloboridae
Gene: Cdk5alpha
Product: cyclin-dependent kinase 5 activator 1-like
Exons: 1
Coding region: 262-1377 (371 amino acids)
Biological process (GO): positive regulation of cyclin-dependent protein serine/threonine kinase activity; activation of protein kinase activity
Cellular component (GO): cytoplasm; protein kinase 5 complex
Molecular function (GO): protein kinase binding; cyclin-dependent protein serine/threonine kinase activator activity
Source: RefSeq, a predicted model, not a curated record
UAUGAGAAAGGGAAGAAGAGCCCCGACGCUUUGCCAGGUGCGCUUUCCAUGAUGGCUCCGGACAAGAUCGAAAUGGAAGAGGAAGAGAUGAGCCCUGGUGUUCUGAUCCCUGGAAUCAGAAUGAGAGUGUGGAGUGGAACAGUCAUGCUUUAAUUUAACGUUUUUUCGGGCAACAGACUCCGGUUCUUUGAUUGUCUGAAGAAAGAAUUGGUUGCUCUGGCUUCUAGUGAGGACUGCGCUGUGUGCAGCACUGCAACAGCAAUGGGAACCGUACUGAGCUUUUCUCCCAGGGAGCGAAAACCAACUUACGGAGAAUACAACCUAAACAACUACAACUACGAGCAACUGAAUAAUGCCAAGAAUAAAGACAAGGGCGGGGGAGGAGGAGGAGGGACGGAAAAGGGGAACGUGAACAGCAACAACCAGAACCAUCACCAAGGAUCUCAUCACCACAACUUCAAAAAGCACUCUUUAUUCAUCAAUGCUCUCAGUUGGAAGCAUUUUACAGUGUCCAGCAAAAAGAAGCAGGAGAAGAACAAAAACCUUCGGCAGCCACUCGACAGCAUACACUCCAUUGUUGACAACAACAAGAAUAUCCAGAAUUCCCUGUCCUGCUUCAACGUGAAACCACGAUUGGGACAGCUCGACGUGGUAGUUCGGAACAACAACAAUCUCGACAAUGCCAGCAAGCAGAAGCCGGCCCCUCCGCCCCUGCCACCCAAGCCUGCCAUUCUCACCGCUCACAACCUGGUCAGGCCGUCUAACCACGGUGCCAUCGGACCUCUGGCCUUCACGUCCAGCUGUGCCAGUGGACUUCCAAGUAAGGCUGUCCUCACGAGCAGCUCCUCCGUGGUUCCGUCAGUCAAUGUCAACGGCAACAGUGUCGCGCCCAGUCCCCACAAGAAAACCGUCAUACAGGCUUCCACUUCGGAACUACUUCGAUGCUUAGGAGAGUUCCUGAACAAGCGCUGCAGAAAACUGAAGGAUUUCCACCCCACAGACGCAGUGAUGUGGUUACGAACUGUCGACAGAAGCCUUCUCAUGCAAGGAUGGCAAGACAUAGCUUUCAUCAACCCGGCAAACGUUGUCUUCUUGUACAUGCUAGUGCGAGACCUUGUGGGAGAAGACAUUGAAUCCGAACGCGAGCUUCAAGCUGUAGUUCUCACUUGCCUCUACUUGAGCUACUCAUACAUGGGCAACGAAAUAUCGUACCCUCUAAAGCCAUUCCUGGUUGAAGACACCAAAGAAAAGUUCUGGGAUAGAUGUCUCCUGAUUAUCAACCUCUUAAGUGGCAAAAUGCUGCGUAUCAACAGUGAGCCUAGUUUCUUUACGGAAGUCUUCACAGAGCUGAAGGGGUGUUGCUCUAUAGCUGCAUAGCGGUGAUGAUGAUUUAAUUUAUUUUCAUUGCAAAAAUUCAAUCUAUUAUUUUGGUAUCAUCUAAUCAAGAAGAAAUGUUUUUAGACAUUCAAGCGGUUUUCACUUAAGUUUUAUAAUAUAUGAUUUGAAUGUGUGUAAUUUCUUAAAAUUCUUUCUUCAUGGUGAGAUAGUGAGACAUAUUUUUAAAAUAGAAAAACUCUGUUCUUGUUCUAUAAGGAUUUAAAAGGAAACGAAGCAACUCUAGUGAAAUUAUGCUUAAUAGAUUUUUCUUUUCAUUCAUAAACGCUAGAAAUUAUUAUUUGCUUCUUCAAUUAAAAAAUAGUACUUCAGUCUGAAUAUAAAGCAAAAAAGAAAAAAAAAUGAAACUAACGAGAUACCUGAAAGGAUUUGUAAGUAUUAUUUGAAAGCGCCGGUAAGAAUUUCUUUAAAAGAUUUAUAUAAAUUAUACUAAUAUGAAUCAAACAUUCCCCUAAUAUUAUUGAUAAGAUUUAUAGAUGUGUCUGUAGCACAAUAAACUUACAUAGGUUUAUGAGUAUAAUAUUUUAUAAUUUACAAAUAUAUAAAUAUUAAAAGUUAUAUUUAUUUUUCAUUAAUUUAAUUAUGUAAUUUUCAGAUUUUUAAGCUUAUCCAUUAAUAUUUACAAUUUUUUAAAUUUCGUAUUUCUGUUUAAAAGUCCUCAAAAUGAUUUUAUUUUUUUCAUGUGAUUGAAAUCUGGAAACUGUUUGAAAUGAGUCGUAGAGGCUUUGAAAACGGAAUGAAACUUAUAAUAAUAAUAAUUUAUAUUUGAAUUGAAUAAUUUUGUAUUUAUGGAAGCAAGGUCACAAUAAUCAGAUUAUGCAGUAACGUUAUUUUGCGCUUCUGAUUGGUAGAGACUGCUACUCUAUAAUGGCGGCUUGUAUCGAUUUUCUUUCAACAGACGCGUGGCAGGUUGUAAGAUUCUGAGAGUCUUCCAUCGUGUUCGAAAAAUCCUUUAGAAAAUUCAAAAUUGAUUUUCUAACGUUUGCUCCUGUUAAAAGUAAAAUCGAGUGAACAUAUUGUGAGCUGAUAGUUAGAAUUCAGUUUUCAUGAACGUUUGAUAAUUGCCAAUUUAAAAAACACUUUAAUUGCAUAUAGGAAGAAAUCGUUACAUAAGCAGCAACUCAUUUCCAGAAGAAAAUUAAUACUUUUAGAGCUUUUUUCAUAGAUAUAAAACUGAAUUGGGAAUUGGGGGGGGGGGAUUUCACGUAAAUCCUGAGUUUGAAAGAAAAACCAGUUGCUUGGAUAUUAUUGUUAUUAUUAUUAUAUUUAUUAAUAAUUAUUAUUAUUGGUACUAUUAAUACGAUUAUUAUCAUCAUUAUCAUUUCUAAGUACUAUCCAAAAAGAAUAUUUUUAAAUUUUUAUUCAUUUUAUAAAUUUUUAAGUGCAUUUUUCCUGUAUUUUAAAAAUAUUUAGGUUUGGAACUCAUUUUUUCAAAACAUUAAUAUUUGGCUUAUGAAACGAAAUUUUAAACUGAUUUUAUUGCAUAAAAACUCAAGCUAAAUAAAGGAUGGGAGAAGUAGUAAAAAAACUACUAAUUUUCAUUUCUUACUUCGAAAAUAAACGAAAAAUAGCAACUUAUUGCACUUCAUCAGAAAUACUAAGUUAUUAAUUUCAAUCCAGGAAAUUCGUCAACAUAUUUAAUUACUUGGUUAAAAACCGUUCUGUACGUAAAAUACAUAUAUAUUAUUGAUGUAUUUAGUUAUGAAUUUAUUUAUUUUUCCUACUUUUUUAAUUAUAAAUGAUUACCUGAAUAAUAUUAAAUAUUAAAUUGUUAUUAAUGUUUUUAAAUCCCUUUCAGAUGUUUCAAAAUGUUUCAGAAUUCCUGCAAACAUUUUCAAUUAGUUCAAAAUGACGGGUUCACGCACUUAACAAAUACGUCUAAAACUACCUAUGCUCUAACUUUUGAAAAGAAUGAAAAUUGUUUCACUGGCCGGACAAUUGUGUGAUAAAAUUUUUAUAACAAAUAAAUGAAGAAAAAUAAAAUUGAAAAAAUGAAAAAUAAAUGAAGCAAAAUAAAUGGGUGAUUAAAAAAACAAAUAAUAUAAAAUAAACAAAUAAAAUAAAUAAAGUGGAAUAAAACAAAGAAAAAGAAAUGAAAUAAAAAAAGGUAAAAAAAAAAA